AUGAUUCAAGACAUUUUUUCAACUUACCCUUAUUUUAUGGUUAAUCUAAUCAUAUCGUUAAUACUUAUAUUAAAUCAUAUAAUACGCAGAAACUACCAAUUGGGAUUGUUGAUAAUAUGGAAUCUAAUCAUCAUUUCCUAUACUCCCGUCCAUUCCAUAAGUUUAGACCAUUUACCUGUAUAUGAUUCCCAAAUUCUAUUAACUUUUUUAACAUCAAUAAUAGUAUCAUACACCUGUUUGAAACAGGAAAAUAAAAAGUCAAUUUUUGAUAAAUUUACUUAUCCUUUGACUUUUAUAAUUGUAUUUAUCUUAUUAUUGGCAUUUUUACCUCAAGAAAUGUUGCUAAGUUCAACUGCCACCAUUAAAGAUCAAAUUAAGUUUGAUCACGUGUUUAUCGCAUUAACAGUAACUUAUUUGAUUGAUGCCUUUAGCAAAUUUGCUUUUCUUUCCGAUUUCCCAACUGUCUUGGUACAAGGAAUUUGGACUUAUAAUGCCAUUGUCUUGGUCAUUUCAAUGUGGUUUAUGAUUUACAGUAAAGAUACUUUGGUCAAUAUUUUGACCAUUAUGGAAAAUGGUGCUGAUCGUCAAGAUGCAUCUUUUGUCACUUCAGUUAUUAUUUCUAAUUUAAAUCAAUUGGAACAAGAUUAUAAAAUUUGCUCCCAAGGUGCUACUUUAUUUCAAGAAUGUUUACAAGAAAGAAAUAUGGAUAAUUUACAAACUACUUAUCAAAUUGCCAAAAUUAUGGCAAUUAACUGUUGGAGUAUUUUGAAUUUGUUCUUGUUUGUUUUAAUUCCUUCAAUAAUUGCUGUUGUCUAUAGAAGAAGACAAAUGUUUGAAGAACACAAAGAAGAAGAUUUGGAAGAAAAGGUGGAAUCUGGUGUAUAA
Molecule: messenger RNA, 885 nt
Organism: Candida tropicalis MYA-3404
Lineage: Eukaryota; Fungi; Ascomycota; Pichiomycetes; Serinales; Debaryomycetaceae
Exons: 1
Coding region: 1-885 (294 amino acids)
Source: RefSeq, a predicted model, not a curated record